AUCUUGUAAGGAGAUUUAUUGUAAGGGGUUUUUAUUUUGUAUUUAAAAGUCUGAUGUUGAAUUACUGUGCAUAAGGUAAAUUACAUUGUACUUAUUUUACUUUUGUUAAUGUGAAGACUUCAUUAAAACCAAUGUUAUUGGCCUCAUAUGUAUAUGAUUUCCAUUCCAACAUUGGGUCAUUAUGAUGGGCUUGGGUCAUACCACUAAUCUUGUUAUUUAGAUAAAAUGAUUUAUAAAUUCCACUUGUAUGGGCACAUCUCUCCUAUGUAUUGUUGCCUGGAGGCCCUUAAGUUGCCACAGGUUUCUGCUGAGGAUAACUACUUAACGUAAUGUCAGCAGAAAUGAUAAAAGUUAACAACCUAAUAGAGUCUACACAGUCCUGCCAUAUUGUGUGUACAAAUAAUACAGCAGCAUACUUCUUUGUUCUCCUAGCAACUACACAAAACUAAGUUGUACUGCCACUGAGUGAAUUUAGAUCCGCAAACAUAAUCAUGGAUGAAUUAUCAUGGCCCAUAUGUAACAUUGAAUGAUUAUGUUUAAAUAAAGGCAAAACGGAUCAUAAAAUAAACAGCUGGAUUACUAGUGUUUUGAACAAGAACACACAUAUUCUAGGUUUAUGCCUGAUUAAUAACAGCAAUGGCAGAAAGAUCGACGGGGAUGCCAUGUAGGCUACCCAAAGAUUGUAAAUAGGCGAAGUACGGAGCCUGUAGGCAAGACCUUUAAGGCCACCGUACCAUGGGUGACAUCACUGUUUACAACAAGCCUUUCAUUUUCUACGUCGAGGUAGUUCUUGGUGCAACAGCUAAGUUUGUUAGCUUCAUAGUAUCUAAACAGUACACGGUACUUUAUGCUAUAGGAGCGCCUAAUGACAUGACUUUCCGAAUUACAUUCACUAUCCCCUUGAUUUAAUGUGCCAGGUCAGCCUUUUGUAGGCUAAGGUGAGCUUGCUAGGCAACGUUAACGUAGGUAGGACCUAGGCUAGAGGUUAGCUAGCUAACGUUAACAUAAUAUUAACCAUCGAGAAUAAAAAACCUUAUUUAGCCUAGUGUGCUGAUUGAGCUUUGAUGUUGCCUGUCCAGUGUUGUCUUUCUUUGCGGUCUCAUUCAGCGAUAUAUUUUGCUUGUGUUUAUAUUGAUGUGAGUCGGUGUCGGGGCGGGCAUGCCUAGUGUUAAGGCUGUCAGUGAGACCUCUGCAGAGUGGCAUAGGCUACAGUUCGUUUCUGAAGAUUUGACCUUAGGUAAUGUUAUGCAAGUUAGAGACGAGGUAUUUAAGGAAUGGACUGGUUUGAUGAGAUUUGUAUAUUUUCUUCUCAAUGUUGAUGCAUAAGUAGGAUAUUAACAAAAAUUCAGAGUCGGACCUCAGGGGAGUUAAGGGUGAAAUUAAACACUUCGUGUAAAGUGCUCUCCCAUACAGAUCACCAAACAUGUCGGAGACAGUCAUCAUCACUUUUCAGACUCAGUUGUCUAAUGUCUUGGAGACCAUUCUUAAAUCUGCAAUGUACGAGAUCACCAGGCUGGUGGAGGACAGCCUGUUAGAGGAAGUGGGCCGCGGGAAGCAAGAAGUGGAGUUGUUGCAGCGAAGAUUGCAGCUGUCCGAGCUCAAACUCAAGGAGAGAGAAUGGGAGAAGAGCAGGAGAGGAAAAUGUACAGACUGUGGAAGGAGCAUUUUCCCCACUGAUGAAUCACAACCUGGUGGAGAGGAAUGUCCUGUUGUGAAGCAGGAGGAUGGAGUGGCUGGGAGAUGGGCCAGCUGUGGAAGGGAAGCCCCAGAAGCGGAACAGGAGAUUCCUUCCUCUGGCUCCGACAGAGAUUUCAAGGUUAUAGAAUUGACUGCUGUUCAACCUGCUGACCUGGUGAAGAAAGAAGUCAUCACAGAUCCAUCAGUGUCACAGGAUGCCGAGUCUGUCAUGGUCCACAGCUUCUCAGGAGACCAGCAGAAGGCUCAGAGGGAGAGCUUUGGUGUAUUGGGUGACUGUCAACUACCUGAGCCAGUGAUGAAGCAGCUAGAUAUGAAAAACCGUAAGAGUGGACCGAGUAAUCAGGACAGAGGAUUCUCAAGGAGUCACCCUAUUAGAACACACACUGACCCUGAUUUCAAAUCAGACCACACAACAACUGCUGUUUCUUCCCAGCACCAAUCAGGCAGCAACCCACAGUCCUCCACAGACUCUCUCAACACAAGGCAUCAUAUUGGGGCCUCGGACUCUGCAUCAGUAAAGCAGGAGGUUGUGGUUGUGUAUCCACAGUGGAGAGAGAAGGAAGAGGCACCCAGGGACAAUGUGGUUCUCAGUUCCUCCAAAGUAAAUAGGUCAAGGGUGGACAUUGUACCCCAGACUUCACCAAGUCGGCCCCAGGCAGAGGUUGUGAUGAAGAUCCCCCGUCCUCAGCUUCCAACAGACCGUCUGGCCUCUCAACCCAUGGAGCGCCAUGAGCCUGUUAGAAAACACAACCCAGCCCUAGCGCAGCCAUCUGUGGUGACAGCCUCAAGCCUGGCCUCUGUGGAAGUGGACAGAAAUGCCUCUCUUUACAAGAGCUCUGCCACCAAGCCCAUCCAGCUCCAUCACCACCAGAGAGUUUACACUGGUGGCCGACGAAUCGGCGGCAUCCACGUGGCCAGAGGUUACCCACAGGUAGCGGGCAUCAAGACACACCUGAGCCACCACGCUGUCAAAGCGCCUCAUAGCUGCAACCAGUGUGGGAAAGGCUUCUCUCACCUGUGCCACUUGAGGGCGCACCAGCAGACCCAUACGGGUGAGAGGCCCUUCUGCUGUGCUCUGUGCGGCAGGAGCUUCACCAAACUCAGCAACCUGAAGGCUCACUGCAGGGUACACACAGGAGAACGGCCAUACAUCUGUUCGGACUGUGGGAAACGCUUCACCCAGAAGUGCAAUCUGAAGAGGCACCAGAGAAUCCACUCUGCUCAUCUAUGACAGGAUGGAUAGGCGGCUGUAGGUUUGGGCUCAAGUGAACAUGGAUAAUUUCUACUCAGAUAGCAAAUGUCAUAUCUGUAAUACACCAUUUACUAGCAGAGUUUUUAUUAUUACCGCUACCUCUUUGUCUGAGAAUUGCUUAAUUGCCAACACCGGUUGGUAUCGACAGCAGAAGGGAUGACUCCAUAUGAGUGUUGUCAUACACCUCUGUUCAGAUAUUCCAUUAUCAUGUUAUCUAUUCAAUUACUGCGGUGUUGUAGUGGAUACUGAUGGAUAGAGAGUGUUGAAGCAAUAAAUAUGUUUAUUCAUUUUUAUGUAUUUACAGUAUGUUCUAUGUUUGUGUUUAUGUUAUGUUAGCCACAUCUUCAUAUUGUAUUCGUUUGUCAAUUGUUUUGUUACCCUCCCUGCAAGAGUUAACAUAAAAACAGUGCUUUUCUCCAAAGAGGUAUAAUAGAGCCCAGCACGAUAGAUCACCAGCAACGUGACACUACACUACAUUGUAUUUACAAUAUUGUUUAAACCAAGACAAAAAGCUUGGUAGUGAACUCUGAAUACGUGUUCAUCAUUCCUCAAAUUUACUAUCUUGUGAUUGUUACCCCCUUUUCAAAGUAACAUAAUUAUUUACAGGUGUGUAUUAGGCCUAUAUGCUGAAUAGUACACACAGAAAAUUGCAUAGUCAAUUUGAAUAGUCAAAUGUUCCACUUUGCAUUUAGUUAGAGACAGAAUUGAUCACAAGAUAUUGGACAGCACUCUUAUUUACCUGUAACUUGUUUAGAAGCAGUUGAGGUAUACUGUCUCAAAACAUACAAUACAAUAAACGGGAACCUAGAAAA
Alosa sapidissima (American shad) is the source of this 3762-nucleotide messenger RNA. Its product is annotated as zinc finger protein 250. The transcript has 3 exons. Bases 1424 to 2929 code for a protein of 501 amino acids. NCBI's taxonomy places the organism in Eukaryota, Metazoa, Chordata, Actinopteri, Clupeiformes, Clupeidae. The record is from RefSeq and is a predicted model, not a curated record. Gene Ontology annotation, cellular component: nucleus.